Molecule: messenger RNA, 8549 nt
Organism: Brienomyrus brachyistius
Lineage: Eukaryota; Metazoa; Chordata; Actinopteri; Osteoglossiformes; Mormyridae
Exons: 21
Coding region: 591-5660 (1689 amino acids)
Biological process (GO): cell-cell adhesion
Molecular function (GO): protein binding
Source: RefSeq, a predicted model, not a curated record
UGAGUGUGUAUGUCGGUGUGUGAGAAUGUAUCUAUAUGACAGAAAGUGUGUGAGCGUGAGACAGUGAGCGCGUGUGCCGCCGGUCAACAGGUAAGACCGUGAUAGGAGCGCGUGACGAACCCGGGCGCGUCGGAGCGAGUCGGAGCGGGUGGGUCUGUGUCACGCCGGACGGAGUCGGUCUGUCUGAAUAAACCUGGAGACGGCGGAGCGGGUCAGUCUGUGUAACGCCGGGCGGAGCGGGCUGCUCUCUGUAACGCCGGACUGUGGCGUACCGGGGAAUGCUCUGCUUAUUUUGCUGCUAUGGACCGGGGAGAUUGAAUGCGCUCCGGGGCCGGGUGAUGCGCGCAGCAAAGCUGUGAGGAAUGGUACGUUUCCUGGGUCUGCUUCGGAUGCCGAGCUGCGGGGAUUAAGCAGCCUGCGAGGUGUCACUUACACGCUCCCCAUCUCCCCAGCCGGUUGCACCGCUUUGUCUUGUGAGAUUUGUAGGAAGGGCCAACCUCCUCCAUUUGGCAGCCAGAACACGAUUGGCGGCUUUUAGGCCCUCCCUUGGUGAACAGAGACAGACGGAUGAGAGGUUGAGGGCUGCGGACAUGAUAGCAGGAAGGACGUGGAUGGUCUGGCUGGCCGCGGCUGCCACACUCCUGGAAUACACCCAUGAUACAGAGGCCAUGGUUCAUGCUAGGGUGGGUGGGGCAGCAGACCUCACAUGCAACUUUGGAGCCCCCAGUUUGACCAGCGAUGCUUCCUCUGGCCUGAGCCCACCCCCUGUAGGCCCCACCUCGUUGCACGUGGUGGAAUGGCUCCGGCAGGGAUACAAUGUUCCUAUACUCAUCAAAUUCGGGGUCCACGCGCCCCGUGUGCACCCCGACUAUGAGGGACGUGCCUCCCUGACCCAUUUGAACUCCCUGAGGGUGGACCAUCUUCACCUACAGGAUGAGGGCUGGUAUGAGUGCCGAAUCCUGCAGCUGGACAGGCUUGCAGAGGACUCUCGCAAUGGCUCCUGGAUCUUCCUGUCUGUUGCAGCUCCGCCCGUGUUCAUCAAGACUCCACCCCCCUCCCUGGAGGUCCUGCAGGGCGAUUUGCUGUCCCUCACUUGCAGCGGCCAUGGCAACCCCACCCCAGCUGUCACCUGGAGGAAAAGCCACACGGCGGCUGAUGGAAGCACAGCACAGGAAGUGCCUUUAAACGUGUCCAACGGAACCUUGUCUUUCGGGGCUGUGUCCCGGGCCAUGGCCGCUGAGUACACUUGCAUUCUGGCCAACAGCGAGGGCCGACUGAGCCACUCCACACAGCUGAGGGUCAAAGGUCCCCCGGUCAUCAUCACUCCUCCUGAGGAUACGGCUCUUAACAUGUCCCAGGAUGCACUGCUGCAGUGCCAAGCAGAGGCCGACCCCCCCAACAUGACCUAUGUUUGGUUGAAGCAGGAUGUGAACGUCUACCACGUUGACUCUCUCAAGUCACGCGUGAAGAUCUUGGUGGACGGAACCCUCCUAAUACACAACCUCCUACCAGAGGAUGCAGGGAACUACACCUGCAUGCCGACCAAUGGACUGCUGACAGCACCCACUGCUUCUGCCUACCUCACUGUGAAGCAUCCUGCACAGGCACUGCGGAUGCCCAGGGAGACCUACCUCCCCACCGGAAUGGGGGGGCGCAUUCCCUGCCCUGUGCGAGCUGAACCCCCACUGCUGUAUGUGAUCUGGACUAAGGACGGGGAGCCCCUGGACUUGGAGUUGUUCCCUGGUUGGACACUGGACUCCGAGGGCGCUGUCCUGAUUGCUGCAGCCAAUGACAAUGCACUGGGGGUGUAUGCAUGUACCCCCUAUAACAGCUACGGGACGAUGGGCCAAUCGGAUCCCACCACCACAGUCCUGCAGGACCCCCCUACGUUCUCAGUCAGCCCCCUGGAGGAGUACAGACAGGAGGUUGGCAGAGAGCUGGUCAUUCCCUGCCAGGCAGACGGAGACCAAUACGUGAAUAUAACCUGGAGGAAGGUGGGAUCCAGCCCCCGCUCCCCAUAUAUUGUGGCAACCAACAGCUCCCUGGUGCUGCGACCACUCAGCAAGGACCACCAGGGGGUGUGGGAGUGCAGUGCUGCUAAUCGUGUGGCUGCUGUUACCACGGUGACAGAGGUGCUCGUGCUGGGCACCAGUCCACAUGCUGUAAGCUCCGUGUCCGUCGUUCCUGGGACUGAUCGAGCCAACGUGUCCUGGGAGCCUGGCUUUGACGGCGGCUUCGUCCAGAAGUUCACUGUUUGGCUGAAGAAGGGCUCCACAGGGAGGCAGGAGUGGACGUCCCUACCCGCUUCCCCAUUCACCUCCAGCUUGUUGGUCUUGGGGCUUCUGCCUGGCACCAGCUACCAGUUCAGCGUGCUGCCUCAGAACCAGAUGGGAACAGGACCGUUCAGCGAGAUUAUCACCGUCAGAACUCUGGUCCCAAUUGCAGAUCCUCCCUUAGUGCGGGCUAAAAUUCCAAGCUUAUCACCACCGACAUCACUUGUAGCCAAUCGGAGCUCAUUGGGGCUUGUCCUACAAUGGUCACCGCCAAUUCCCCAGUAUCCACCAAUCAGCAGCUUUGUCCUUCAAGCCCGGCACGAUGAAGGGGAUUGGCUAGUUCUGGAAAGGGAUAUCAGCCCCAAUGCAAGCGAGUUGCUGGUGCAAGGAUUGCUUAAGGACUGCAACUAUGAGCUCAGGAUGUUUUCUCGCCAAGAUGAGCUGGUGGGGGAGCCCAGCGUGUCAGUCAACAUCUCCACCAGGGGAAUGGAGGCAUACCCAGCAGAACACGAGGUCCGCGACCUCGUCCCAGAGCCACUCUUAGCUGGUGUUGCUGGUGGUGUGGUUUUCCUUUGUGUGGCUAUUCUCUUCUCCCUGGGGAUGGCUUGUGCAGUGAGAACCAGGAGGAAAAGGCGGAGGAGGAAGAGGCGCGAAGAUCUUCAGAUAGCCCUGCACAAGAGUCAGCUCGCUGAGAGUAGUUUGUCCCGGCAAAGUCCAGAUAGCAUCCUGAAGAUGAAGAUGUCCCCAGGCAUUGUCUCCCAUCCAGGUUCUUCGCCAUCCCAGUCUCACUGCUUUUCUUUCGACAAGAUCACUUGUGAAUUCCAAGACCACAGGCAGGACCAGCGCCUGCUCUCCAGCCCUCCACCUCGCUAUACCUUCCCGCAAAGCCCCCCAGCUGGAUUGUGUUCCUCCACUACCCUGGAGUCCAUCUCCAGAGGUCCAGAUGGCCGAUUUGUUCUCCAUCCCUUAGAAAAUAGCCCCCCCAACACACCUGAGGAUAAGCAGGAUCUGAGGGCAGACUUCACACAAAGCUCUGAUGCAGGCAGUAGCCAUGCAUCUCAGCUAGAUUCUCUAAAGUCAGAUUCCCCACGGUCGGAGAAGGAGCAAAGGAAAAGGACAUCUCCCAUUUUCACUGUGGAUUUGCCUGUGCCAGUGGGUCGAGUGCGAGGCUUAGCCAGGAACUUCUCUGAACAUGCACGCUUAUACCAAGACCAUAAGCAAGGUUUGACUGAGGGAUUGCUGGAGCAGUCACACUCCGAGGGCAAAGAGGACCGCGUUCGGGAUUAUGUGGAGCAUCUUCGGGAGGUCGUCCCGGACCUGAGCAGACUGGAGAAGGACCCUGUGUACCUACCUCUGGAAAGAGAUGGUCGACUCACCGCCACGAGCACUCUGGUGAUGCAGAUGGAGCAUGAACGAGAAAGGGGAAACCUUGCCAAAUGUCUGAAACUGGCACGUGAGAGGGAGGAGCUGGAACGUGAGCUGGAGCAAUACACAAGCAGCCUGAGGGUCCGAGCCUGGCAGAGUGACUCACCGGACCAGCAGCCAAUAUGGAAACGACGUAAUGCCACCCUCCCUCGCAAGAGUAAGCCUGCCUUUCAUCUGGGAAGCACAUACAACACCCUGGGAAAGAAGGUGUCUUCUGCAUACCUGCUGCAAGAUGUUACUCCCCUUACCUCAUUCACCAGUCUGGGUCCUGUCCAGAGCUCGAUGGAGCAAGCCAGACCUUUUAAGCAGCUGCUAAGGACACAACCACAAGGGGAUGACACUGAUUGGGAGGACUUAUCUCAGUCCUCCUUUUCUAAGCGGACCUCUCCCUCCCACCGCUUACCUAUUUGCGAUACUGCUGUCCUUCUGCCUGAGUACUUCAGCAGCAGACAGAGGUGUCCAAAUGAAAACUAUAGCUAUGGGUGGAAGGAAGAAGCUGAACACUGUGAUGAUAGUGCCAAUACAGGCACCCAGCCUGCUGAGCUAGGACCAAUUCAUAGUUCCCAGCAAUCAAACUUUAAACCAAAGUCUACCACAGACAGAUUUAACAUGGACAAAGAAUCGGACUCAGAUCCACUGUGGAAUCAGUUGAGCCUUUACCCAGAGCCUUCCCCUCCUAAGUCAAUUCUGGAAUACCUGAACCUCCCAGGGUUUGUAGAGAUGAGUGUUGAUGAACCAGUAGCAGAAUCUGACACUGCCACCUCCAAAAACUGCUGUCCUUCCUUGGACCAGGAACGUUGGACAUCCCUGCAAGGUGAUCCAGAUGUGGUUCCGAAGGACUGGAGUACUCAUACACAGGACAGUCCUAUUAGAGUCACAGAGCAAAUAGCGGAUAUUUUACCAAGUGGAACUUCUCAAAUUUCCAAAAUUCAGGGUAAUGAGUUACCCUCCAGGAUAUGCAUAUCACCAGUGUCAUUUUUGAAGGAAUCAGUAAUAUUAGAUCAGUUUGGUCCCGAGAAAUGUUCAUCGAAAAAAUCUGCCUCUCAAGAAUUUCUAGACCCCAAUGCUUGGAUUGACUCUUUGAGUCAGAGCCAAGCUUGUGCAACUCCAUUCUCCUCCAGGUCAGUCACUGAUUUGCACAGGCAGCCAGAAUAUUCCGCAUCCACAGACCAACAAUCAUCAAACCACAGUCAACAGGCCACCCUUUUCCCUGAUGCUUCCAAGUGGCCCACAUCUUACCAGGAGGCUCUGACAUCUGUGCACCACAAGCUGGCCCCACUCAGAUCUUCAGUCUCCCUCGGCUCCUCCAGGCUAAGCACAGAGAUGAGCCGACUGAGACCUCGAGAUGCUGCAGUGAAGCCAGCAAAAGCUUUUCUGCCCACGGCGUACAGCUUCCCAUCACGGGGGCAGGUCUUCUUCCAUCAAGGAGACUCUGAAAGUGAAGAGGAGGUGCGGGAGCAGGGGAUGGAGCUGGAGAUCGAGAUUGGGGACCGCAAAGAGGACAAGGAAGAACGGGAUAGCUUUGCCAGUCAGAGCAGUGGUAGGGGCAGCCUGGGGCCCCAAAGCACCCAACCUGUCUCCCCAACGCCAAACCAACCUGGCUGUGUCGAUAUGCCUGGACAGGGAAAAGGGCUUUUGGAGCAACUGAGCCUGCAGGCUAAGAGCAGAGGGAGAAGGACUUCAGGAGAUGAAAGCUAUGAGUGGGACUCAACUGACUCCUGUCCAGAAUCCAUCAUCAAGAAGACAACAGGGCUUAGCUACAUGAAGGACAGCAUGGCAGAUGGACGGGAGCCGAAGAUGACCACCCGCCCUCAUGCCACUAUGGACACCCAGAGCAAACUAAGCAGUCGUGCGGGAUCCCAUGGCCCUGAAGAACAUGCAGACUACCACACCCUCCGGCGAGUCACGCGGCGGCAAAACUCCUUUCCAGUGCAGAAUGAGCCCAGCACUGCAUCUUUUUGAGCACUGUGAUUUCCUGGACAGUCUUAAUUGACCCCCUUCCUGCACAACACCCUUUGCUCACUCAUUUCUUGGUCCGUUUCCACAUAAUCCCAAAUCUCCAAGUUGACUGUAAGUUUUAUAUACUUCCGUUGUUUCAAAACAGGGAACAAGUGGGCCCUGUGACAACUGACUCAUCUGAUGGCAGAAUUUAACGUCACCAGGUGGGGGCUUGACGUGAUAGAGCCUCAGGGGACUGACUGAAUAGCUGUGCUAGAGAAGAGAGUGGAGUUAAGAUCAGGGCUUCUGAGCCAUGGCAUGUGCUGAAGCUCUGCGGUUAACCCAACAGUACGGCACACACUGAUUUGGGACCCAUGUCCAGGGUUCAAGUCUUAGCCCUGGCUCUGUGUGUUAAGCUUGCAUGUUCUCCCUGUGUCACCAUGGAGCUUCCUCGCAGUUCUCCAGUUCCUCCCCCCAUAGUCCAAAGACACGCUAAAGUGAAUUAGAGUUACCAAUUUGAGUGUGUGUAUGCAUGUUGGCACCCCAUGCUGGCUUAAUCCCUGCCUUGCACCAGUAGCUUACAGGAUAGGCUGUACGACCCUGAAUAAGACAAGCAGGGAUGGAAAAUGGGGAGGGCUUUUGCCAGGGGCUGUUGAUCAGCACCACAUAAGCUGGGAGUUCUCUGUCCUGUAAAAGCACCCAGUCAUUAGCUUCCUUCCUGUUUUUCUCCAUUCCUAUAUCCAUGUUUUUGUGCCUUGAAAAGCCCACAUAGUUCAACACAUAGCCUGUUAUGACAGACUGAUUUUGGUCAUCGCAAGCGCUGACAUAAACUCCAGAUUAAUGUUUUACCACAAUUCCCUUAAAUUUUAAUAUAUACUAUGGUAGAUGGUAAUGGAUAAUGUCACAUGUACUCGAUUAUAGAUGGUUCCUUUGUCCUUCUUCACUUCUUAUUAACACUGCCACAAGGCACAGAGGUGUAAGCCCGUCAGCCUGUGCUAUGAAGGGCAAUAAACGGGAAGAGAGUGACCUUCAAGCUGAGAGCUAAAUUGUUUUAUUGCAUGUUUGGAAGUAAUAUAACCAUCAGUGAUGGUGUGCUGGCUACAUGAGGGUAGGCUAAUUGGGUGUCCCAAAACUGACCAGAGUCCAGAGGAUCUGGCUGCAGAACUCUAGGCGACCUUCACUAGAGUUACCUUAACUGUGGGGCCAUGCAUCACUGACCUCCACAACUGGACAUGACAUUAUGGCAACUUCAGGCAUGGGGAUGGUACCUCCACUCUGAGGCUCGAAAUCACAUGACCUCCACCAUAGUGUUGGAUAUGGCUCUUAAAAUAUGUAUUUGCAAUUUUGGUAAUAUUACUGCAACACCAGGAAUGGAUGUUAUUCAUCUCAUUUAAAUCUGUGGGAACAGAUGUCAAUCUAUUUUAAAUUUGGCAAUUUGGUGUGAAAUGUUCACCUCUAUGUAGCUUCAGGUGCCAUCUAUCCACAUGUCCAGCCUUUUGAGUUCUCUUCAGUGGCGUCAUGUCCAGGCCAGGUGUGGAGGUCAUGUGAUUUCCAGCCCCACAGUGGAGGCCUGCCUAAUGCAGGCCUGCCCAGUAUUCUGCAGCCAGACUCUUCUCCAUAGGAUGCGCAGUAGGUGUCCUGUGAUGCACUGGCAGGAUGUACGCCCAGCCUCAUGCCCUGCGGAGCCUGUGACAGGAUGCAGCUCCCAUCACCCAUGGCUGAAGCAGCUAGAAAAGUUAAAUAAUGAUUUACAAGAUGUAUGAUUCCAGAUCUGUUAAGGCAAUACAUAAUUGUAAAAUGCAAUACCUUGGAGUGAGACAGAGCUUGAGUGCUGCUGUUUGUGCUGAAUGAAUGCUGCUUCUGACAAGGUCUCUAUGUGAGAUUGUGGGACCAAAGGCACUUGAAAAGGGGGGUUUCGCACAAACCUGGGUCAGCCACACAAGCUGGAUGUCCACCACCUUUGUUCUCUGUCCACUUUCAUGAAGCACAGAGUAUUUUUUAUUUUUAUUUUUUGGACAUGCCACGGCAUUUAAGAAGCAACACCAGGAGGUGGGUGAGGUGAGGAAGCUCUCGUCUGCUGCUCCCAGCCCUGAAGCAUGAAGGACUAAACUGUGCUCUGAGGCGUGUUCUCGCCGCUUCACUUGCCGAUGGCGGUGAUGGGAGCUAAGAGACAGGUGGUACACACGACCAAAGAACUCGGAAGAAAAUGGAGCAGAACUACAGGAGGUCCCACUUCUGAAGACCGUCCGUCCAACUUUAAGCAGCAACACGACCGUGUUCACGUGUUUCUUAACAAUGUAAUGAAUAAACGUCAAUGUUUUGCACUGCUGUUCUGAUUUAGAAUCGUGAUUUUACUGUAUCUUGUGUAGCUAAGCUAAUGUUUCCCAACCCGGUCCUCAGAGACCCACAGACGGUCCAUGUUUUUGCUCCGCCCAGCUCCCUGCCAGAUAGUCCUCAAGCAUGGAUUAUCUAUGGGUUCCUGAGGACUGGACUGGAAAUCACGGGCUUAAGCAGUUUAAUGAGGGAGGUGCUAGACCACACCAACCUGAAACGUAACAACUGCCUGUGUUGUUUACAUGUAGCUUUGAGGUCCGUCCAAGGAAACUGCGUCUGUUUCUUUUAUAAUGAUUUAUUCUGUCCUUUUGUAAAACAUUCAGAUUUGUAUUUUGUCGAAUUUGUAUUUAAAUGUGAUUGUCUGUUUUAUGAAACUUUUAUAAAAGAACAUGUAAAACAUUGCUAGGAUGGAUUUUAAAAAACAUCUUACAUUUGUGACAGUGACAGUUUGAUACAGAACCCAGCUUUGUUUUAGACAAACAUUCAUUUUGUACAAACUGGGAAAACAUGCUGUUGUGGCACGCUCGUGAUUUCCAAGACACUGAAAUAAACUCGAUGUUAUGAUACAAAUGUGGCAAA